Molecule: messenger RNA, 4467 nt
Organism: Carassius gibelio (silver crucian carp)
Lineage: Eukaryota; Metazoa; Chordata; Actinopteri; Cypriniformes; Cyprinidae
Product: asialoglycoprotein receptor 1-like
Exons: 9
Coding region: 699-2132 (477 amino acids)
Source: RefSeq, a predicted model, not a curated record
UAAUGAUGGUGGCUAUUUAGUUUUUCCUUCAAUUCUGCCUGGUAACACUUGUGACGCAGAAACUACACACUUCACAUUUAGUUCAUCCAAAAAAAAACAAAUUAUGUUAUUGAUUACUCACCCUCAUAUCGUUCCAAUCCCAUACGACGUUCAUUUGUCUUUACAUCACAAAGUGAGCCGUCUGACCCUGCAUAUACACCAAUGCAACAGUCAUGUUUAAUGCUCAGAAAGGUAGUAAGAACAUUGCUAAAAUGCGAGAUCCAUGUGAGAUCAGUACCUUAACCUUAAUUUUGAACAUGGUAGUUGUUUUGCUGUAUAGGCAGGGUCAGAAAGCUCUCGGAUGUCAUCAAAGAAAUCUUAAUUUGUGUUUCAAAGAUAAACAAAGGUCUUACAUGUUUGGAACAGCAUGAGGGUGAGUAAUAAUAAUAAAAAAAAAAAAUAAUUUCAAUCAUUUAUAAAAUAAAAUGCAAAUUCAACCAAAGGCAAACCAACAUGACUAGUUUUUCUACAAGUGUGUGUACGUAGAUCUUAAUCUUUUAUCAUUUAUCUACAAAAAUGUUUUUAUAUAAGCAAACAGGAUAUGACUGCUCAGUGUGGUCACAGUGGUGUGGUUAACGUUCAGCCUCUUAAAGUACUGGUACACAACGGUGCAGUCCACACACCGGAGACAUACACAGUUUGAUUCUAAAAGACCGACAAUGUGCAAGGGGAACAGCACAGGAAGUGAUUCUGUGAGGAUCAGAAGAUACAAAAAAGCUACGGUGUAUUUGGUGCUUCAGUGUGUUCUUCUGUUGGAGGCCAUUAUUUUGCUGAUUACUGAACACAGAACUAAGAGUAACAAGUUUGAAAACAGUGAGGAAGACUUCAAUAAAACAAAAAUGAAGCUACUUUCUGAUAUUCAUGACAUGUUAAAUAAAAAGGUCAAAUUCGAAAAUGAGAUUAAGGAAAUUAUCCCAAAAAACCUCCAGUUAACUGAGGGGAACAAACUGCUUUCAAAACAUCUUCGUGAAAUGGAUGGAUGGAGGUGUUAUCAAUCCACUUUAUACUACAUUUCCUCUGAAGAGAAAAACUGGAGUGAAAGCAAACAAGACUGUUCGAAGAGAGGAGCAAAUCUGACUAUUAUAAACAGCAACGAAGAACAAGAUUUUUUUAAAACUCACGACAAUGUCUGGAUUGGUCUAAAUAAUAUGGAGGGAACAUGGAAAUGGGUUGAUGGCAGCCCACUGACCUUGAGCUUCUGGGCUUCUGGAGAGCCCGAUGGAGCAAAGGAGUGUGUUGUGACUUCAGAGUGGAAGACACUUCCUUGUAGUUCUACUUUUAAGUGGACCUGUGAAAGAAAACCAUCUAUUGAAAUAAAAAAUCUUUCAGGAAUUGACUCUGUGAAGAUCAGAAGAUACCAAGCAGCUGUAAUGUGUUUGGUUCUGCUGUGUGUUCUUCUGCUGACUGCAGUCAUAGCGCUUUGUGUCCACAUCCAUACAAACAACACAAACUACACAGGAGACAGCAGUGAGCUACUAAUUAACAUUACCAAUCUCGCAGAAGAGAAAGACCAACUACUAACCAGGAAUACAGAUCUCACAGAAAAGACAGACCAGCUACGAACUAAGAUUGUCAACCUCACAGAAGCGAGAGACCAGCUAGUAGACAAGAACAUGCAGCUGGCAAAAGAGAAAGAUGGAUUAUUAUCAAGUUACCGGGAUCUGAUUAAACAAAGAGACCAAUUACAUCAGGAGAAAAAUGAACUGUUGAAAAGUAUUCAUGGAAUGGAUGGAUGGAUUUACUAUCAAUCUAAUCUUUACUUUGUUUCCUCUGAGAAGAAGAGCUGGACUGAGAGUAGAAGAUACUGUGCAGAGAGAGGAGCAGAUCUGAUCAUCAUCAACAACAGAGAGGAACACGAUUUUGUGAAGAAAAUAUCUGCUAAUGCUAAUGUCUGGAUUGGUUUGACUGACAGUGAAGUGGAGGGCAGAUGGAAAUGGGUUGAUGGAGGCACACUGACCUCUGGGUUCUGGGAUCCUCGAGAACCCAAUGGACAUAGAGGAGAGAACUGUGCUCUGACUUAUUCACCAGGAUGGGCUGAUUAUGCAUGUAGUGAUCUUUUUCAAUGGAUCUGUGAAAAGAGCAUUUUAAAAUAAGUCAUCACAUGAACUGCAGGUUCAUGUAAUAAGAUACAUAUUGGUACAUUUUCCCCUUAGAAUAGCUUUAUUAAAACUGCUUCUGCUAAAACACAGGUUUCUUUUUCCCUCCAUACAGAAUAUAAUGAUUUACAACACCAAACAGUGAAAUGAAAGUGCAAAUACACUAGGGCUGUAGCUAUCGAAUAUUUUAGUAAUCGAGUAUUCUACCAAAAAUUCCAUAGAUGAAUCGAGUAAUCGGAUAAAAUGUGUUUUUGCUUAAUUAAAGUCCAAUAUUAAUUAUGCAAGAGAAAAUACGACUCAUGGGUCUCUUAAAAUGAACAACUAAGUUUCCUUUUUAAGAAUUUUUUUUUUUUUUAAUGCAUAGAAUGCAAUGCAUACAUAACAAAAUUAAAAUUUAAAUACUACCCAUUGCUUCUCUGUCUGUACUUAUACUGUGAACAAUGACAAUAAAGUUGACAGAUGAAUUAAGUGCAUUUAAGUGCCAUUCAGUUGGGGUUUUAAAUAAAGAAUUUUCUGAAAUUCACAUUAAAGACAUUAAACUUGAUUGUAUCAAUCAAUCAAUUCAACCAAUCAUUUAUUUCUAUAGCCAGUUUAAAAACAACACACGCUGACCAAAGUGCUUUACAGACCCGAAAUUACAAACCAAAAAAAUAUUGCACUAGAUGUCAAGGAAAUGUUGUUUUGAGGAGUUAUUACAAUUAUUGGUUUUUUGUUAAAGUCACACUAACCUGCCUAGAAAUGUUUCACCAUCUAUCCAUAAUUGACCUGUUUUGUUUUCAGUGGAAAUAUUCGUGUGUAUCCAUCUUAAAAUAUGGAGAUACCUAAUAAAAUAUGACAUUUAAACUAUGUACACUAUGUCAAAUUUUUACAGUAAUCAUGACUGUCAGUUCCUCAAUUUCCCUCAAAUCAAAAGGCGGCAUGCUUUUUUAUGAAUGAGGGAAACAUCCUCAUAAAUAUGUGAAUAAUGACUGAGCUAAGCAGAGAUCAAUAUACUGAGAUUUUUCAGAUGAGCUGGAUGUUGACUACUGAGAAUAGUGUUAAUGAACUUCCAUCUGAUCUAAAAUCGCUGUCAUGGCACUAUAAAAGAGAUAACAUUCUGUAAAUGCUUAUGGGAUAAUGAAAACUGCUGAAUGAAAAUGAAAAAAAAAUCACUUCUUCACAAAAUUCAUUUAAUCACUUUUUUCUCAUUUUUGGAUGAACUGUUGCUUUAAGCUGAAAUAAACUCUCCUCUCAUCUUCUGAGUUUCUUUAGCAGAGAAGGUAUUUUAAAGAGGCAAGUGUUCAGUCGACACAGUCGGGGAGUUGGAGACAUACUAAAUGAUAUUUCGAAGGUCAUUAGAAUGAAGAACAUGACAAAGAAGUCGCUUUUGUAUGUGACUUGGCCUUUAACCAGCCUACGGAGGGCUGGUGUCUCAUAGCAACUGCAGGUGAUACUAUGUUUCUUACAUUAGAAGUCUGUUCUGAGGUCUUGAGCUUCAAGUUCUAGAAACAAGAAAACCCCAAAUGUAUCAAAAUCAUUUUCAGCCAAAUGUUUACAAAAGGGUUUCAUAAAUGCCUGCAUUAAAACACACACAAAUACCAGAGAACGUUAUCUGUUACCAUUUCCCUGAUUGCCCACAUAGGAGGGCAGGUCUAUGUGUGUGUGUGUGUUCAUCAUAUGCAUGACACACAUGACGAAAAACAGCUCAUAGAAACCAUUUUAAACUGAUCUGGUCAACUCAUUGGGGAAAUAUGCAGUGGACACACAUUUAAUGUCAAUAGCCAAUCAAGUAUAAAGGUAAUAGAAGCUUGGCAGCGAGUAUUUGGACCAUGUAACUGAGGCCUUCACCUCUCUGCUUUAUUGAUUUACAACCUUUUCAAGCCCUUCAGCAACCUUUAUUGAUUUCUCACUUUGUUACAAUUAUUGGGUUUUUGUCCAGUACCUGAGCCAAGAGACAUUCAGAGUAGGCUUGCCACGAUAGACGGUCCUGACGGUGAUACCGGUGUUAAGCUGCAACACCAGUUACGUCAUUUGCCCACCGCAGCAACGACCCACCAUCGUAUUGAUUUUUUGUAGCAAUAAAAAUCAUUUUGGUCGAACAUUGUUUGCUGAUUUCCACUUUGUGUCAUUUAUUUAUUUUAUUCAACAUCAAGAUUUGCUAAUAAAUAUUCCACAUUUUACUUAUUGGUUAGCCUUUUUCCAGUUUUUAUAACUAUUUAAACUAUUAAAAUUGUUUACUAUGUUAUAUUAGGCAUAGCCUGCCCUAUAGCAUGGUUUAUUUUUAUUUGUUUUGCUAAUAAAAGUCCUAUGUUUUAUAUAUAGGAUAAAGUAAAUUUGAUGUUGUAUUUUGUUG